Messenger RNA from Rattus rattus (black rat), 1586 nucleotides. RefSeq lists its product as uncharacterized. The record is from RefSeq and is a predicted model, not a curated record. Lineage: Eukaryota; Metazoa; Chordata; Mammalia; Rodentia; Muridae. The transcript has 9 exons.
AAAAUUUGGCUUUAAAGGAGGAGAUUCCCAGUGGCUCUGCCCUGGGAAAGUCUCCUGGAAAGGGCCCCUCAGCUUAUGCUCAGUACAGGGAGAUUAUUAGCAGGGAGGCAAAGUCUGCUCCCCAUGACAUCAGCUGUCCCUUCUUGGACAUUCUAUUGUCUCCUAGAGAGUUCUUGGCAUCCUCUGUGAUGUCACCAGUGUUGUAGUGACGACCAGUGCCCUAGUUUCUCUCAGUCUGAGUCUGGCGGUUACAAGCUAAGACAUGUUUUCCCGUCUUCGCAAGCGUUUUGGGAGGGGGAACGUCGAUUGUGGAGAGACUAGAGUGAAGGAAUCUAGCCUUUCGUCUCAAAGUAAUGAUGGACAAAGACAGCACUUCUGGGGAAUGUCGAGUAAGUUCUGGAAAUGCAUUUUAAAUCCAAAGUUGUUGGCCCAGAGAACCAGGGUAGGACAUCUGAGUGUCUCCAAUCAUUCAAAUUUUGUGGAUGAGGCUGGGAGAGAAACAUCUUCCCCUGGAACUGACCUAAGCAAGAAUCAGGCCAAGAAUGAAAAGGAGAGGCUGAUUAAAGAGCUGCAGCUCAUUACCGAGGAGAGAAAUGACCUGAGAGAUCGCCUGAGGUUUCUGACAGAGAGAUCCAAGAACAACAGAACUUGUGGUCUGAAUGAAGAAUUCAGGGAUAAAGUCAGGGAGAUUCAUAUAUUCCUAAAUGCUGAUGUUCAUUGUAUUCUAUCAUUUGGGGCCAGGCCCUACUUCAGGACAAAUCCAUAUUAUGAAGACCUGGAGAGAAUGGAGGAGGAGGUCAUGUCAAUUCUGCACAACUUAGAGAUGGAGAACACUGAGAUCCAUGAGAACAACCAUAAGCUGAAGAAGGAGAUUACCUUCUCUAGAAACCUGCUCAGCCAGCUCCUGAUGGAGAACACAUGUAGGAAGAAGUUGGUCCCACUGAAGCAGGGGAGCAAGGAGGUCCAUCUUGAUUGUGCACUGAACCAGAAAUAUUUGGUUGACUUCAACAAGAAAGAUAAAGACCAGCAAUGUCCAGACCCAGCAUCAUCAGGUCCAGUCCUCUGUAUUGAACAAAGGGAGCCAGGGAACCCUCCAUCUGAAUGCCGAGCUUCUGGUGUCCUGGACGCAGAAAAACACAUUUCUGAAGCUGAAGAAGAUCCCAAUAUGCCACACUUUAGGCCAAAUCCAUAUUAUGAAGACCUGGAGAGAAUGGAGGAGGAGAUCAUGUCAAUUCUGCACAACUUAGAGAUGGAGAACACUGAGAUCCAUGAAAACAACCAGGAGCUGAAGAAGAUUACCUUCUCUAGACCUGCUCAGCCGCUCCUGAUGGAGAACACAUGUAUGAAGAACUUCUUCACAUCUAUGCAGGAGAGCAAGGUGGUACAGAUUGAUUGUGCACUGAUACAGAAAUAUUUGAUUGAAUUGAACAAGAAUAAUAAAUAUUAACAGGAGAAGACCAGCAACCGCCAGACCCCAGCAAUAUCUGGUAAGAAUAAGCAGCUGUGUGAGCUUAACAAUAUCUGAUACCAUUUUCCAAUUUCAUACAUCUUUGCUUUCCCCUACAAUCCUUCUAAUUUACACUCCC